This is a messenger RNA of Ornithodoros turicata, 3108 nucleotides long. RefSeq names its product protein brambleberry-like. The coding region runs from base 109 to 2016 and encodes 635 amino acids. NCBI's taxonomy places the organism in Eukaryota, Metazoa, Arthropoda, Arachnida, Ixodida, Argasidae. The record is from RefSeq and is a predicted model, not a curated record. The transcript is spliced from 12 exons.
UGAUCUUGUGUUUUUCCGUCGCUGUUUAAAAGGGGUUGUGUGCAUGUUUUCAGUUACGUGUGAAUUUUUUUCUUUUUAGAACGUUUACUGCACAUUGAAAAACGAGAAAUGUGUUUCCGCACAUUCCUCCUUAUGUUCAUAGUCCUUGCUGGGACCGCUGUGCAGAGCGAAUGUUUCUUCGACUGGUUUUUAGGCAGGUCCAGUGUCGUAACAGACGACAGCGAGCCUCACGACUUCAACAAAGACGGUACAAAAGUCCUCGUGCCAUUUGAGAUGAAGUCAGCCGAUGAUGAGUUUUUGCAAGAAGGGAAGAAGUACGGUCUGAAGCUGUCGUCAUUAGACGUUUGUCAUCACAGGAUAUUCUUGAGCCUGAAGGGUUCGUGCAGUUCAAUGACCGAAGAGGAAAUGGGAAAACUCAGCGUUCGCCUGUUGAAUUGCCAAUCUGCUGUUGAAGGUCGUCCUACAUUUCCAUGCACUGAUGAAAUGACGCUUCGCGACUGCACCAGAAAUAUGGACCAGCACACCUGGAAUUCGUACCACUUGGUAAGCAACAGGGCACGUGCCGUCUGUUUCUCAACAAGACAGCAACAGUUCUAUGCCAAGACUGAAAUGACCGUCAAUAAGCUCGUGUGGUCGUCGGAACAACAAGUCAGAGCCAUGUCCGAGCUGGAACGAAGUCAGCAGAAAGUCAGUUCGUUGACCAGUGAAACGCUGGACGCUGUGGCUUCCGGUCAUGUAAAACUUUUACUGGAGCAGGAACGCCUUACCCAGUCGCAGGGCAAGAUUCAGACUUUUGUUGAAGACAAUUUGGAGCAACUCACGAAAGAAAAAGCCCUUAUAGCUGCGGGCCAGAAAGAACUGGCUGCUAUGACGGAGGACGUUCGCAAAAGACUCGAUAAUGCCAGUAGCACGAUGCUGCAAAACGAACAACAGCGCCAAAGCAGUCAUCGUGACCUUCUGAGAGACCUCUCGGUUGUGCAGGAGAAAGCUAAGCUCGUGUACGAGAAGAUUGACAACAGCACAAAGAAGAUACUGGGCCGACACCACGUUGCCGCGGAACACUUGAAGGAAACACUGGAGAGCUUGUCUCAGAUAAAUGCCUCCAUAGCAUAUUUAUUCACGGUUGUGGAGAAGACAAGGUUAGAAGUUGAUGGAAAACUCAGCUGGGUGGCAAACCUCCUGCAAGGCACUGAUAAUCAGCUGUCAACAGUGUGCAUCUGCGUGUCCCACGUCCUCUACUUGCUGUCAGCCAUGUCUCUGGCUGCGUUCUUGAGAGUCCCGAUGACUUCUCGCGUCGUGAUGCUGCUCGUGGUACCCAUGAACGCGGUGGCGGAAAUCAGGCAGAGCUGUUGCCUCAACUUUGCCAGCCUUUCACUGCUUCUCAUCAUGUUUCUCUCGGUGGAAGGCGUGACGCGGGUCAUAGGGAAGGUACGCAGUCAUCGCUUUGUUCCUGCGCUCGACGACAAAGCUUGUUCGGAUGCAAGCACACAUCCAGUUCAUGCACGGUACAAAGAAGCUACAGCGACCCACACUAACAUACAUUCCGGCGACUCCCCUGCAGAGCUCCUUGUGCCAGCAACCCGUCGGUCCAGCCACAGACGGAAUUCUAGCAGCGCUAGUAGCACCUUGGAGGAUCUUGUUGACGGGCAUCGGGAGGGCAAGGAAAAUGAUGGCAAUGCUUUGAAUUCAAGUUCUGUCCUGGAUGAAGUCUGCAACUCCCUGGCUCCGAGCACUUCUACACCAAUGUCACCACCAUCACCACAGUGUUUUGCACCGGCCAGAGCCAGUAUGAUCAGGCGAGACCUGCUCAGCUAUCUCGAUGUCCCAUCCCGUAAUCGCAGAGUGUCUCCAGCAAGAAGUACCGGUUCUAACCUGUCCAGGCUGAGCAACAGGCGCAUCUGCAGCGGAUUGAACAAGUCUGGCGCACCUUGCAAGGGAACGUGCCUGAAGGGACAGGACUACUGCUAUCACCAUGCGGAGAACGGGGACGACGAGACCAGCUUGCUACGCGCCUAAAAGUAGUUCUUAUUUAAUGUUUUAAUGAAUUUUUGUGCAUGAAGGCUGAAAGGAUGCCAACAUUUUUUAGGUAUUUGAAGUAGUCAUUCCUACUGCUUUUUCCUACAUUGUAUCUUGCAUCUCUGUUUUUAGGACGCAAUCUAUACGAUGGAUUUAUACCAGAUUUAUAUGGAUGGAUUUAUACCCUUAAAAUAUGGAUUUUUACCAGAUUUUAGCGUAACACACAAGACUCUAAGAAUUGAGCAGUAGGUGAUAGGAGAGUACUAAUUGAACCAAUAUCAUACACCACCGUUGCUACUUCUAAUAAUAUUCCCAGUAGAUGAUACCUGUGCAAAGGCAGCUAAAGACAACACAUAACUUUCAAGGGACACAAGAAAUGCCCUGUAAUUAUAGAGAAGAAGCCUUACGAGUACUGCUGGUGGAAGACCUCUUCUGAUGCAGCAUGACUUUCAACCAAUGGUAGACAAACUUGCUUUGUAAGGCCAACACAAACUAAAAUCUACGGUAUCUUGCUUUAUACACUGCAAGAGACUGACUUGAGAAUUUCACUAAAGUGAACAGUGUGGAAGUGUGUAUACUUUUAUAUACUUUUACUCGUAGAAUAUGUGCGGCAGAGAACGUGCACUAGGAUGGAAUUUUAAUGCUUCUGCUUCAGAAGCUGCUGCUUGCUUGGCUUUUUUCUUUUUUUACCUUUGCACUUAUUCACUAAAGCAACAGUGAACAAACAAAUGAACAGGUCUGAUUUUAGCUUCAGCAGUGACUCUUUAAUGUUUUUAAAGAGUAUCCUUCGUCUUUUAAAAUAAUUACUAGUCUUUACACAUCUUGAUUUGUGUACAUAUUUUAUUUAUGCACAUUUUAUCCCAACCAAAUGUAUUCUGAGGAUAUACAAGUCCAUUUUUUGUGAUGAUUGCAUUAAAUGUUUUUUGGAUAAACUUAAAUUCAUGACACGUAUUGUAUGCCCAAAAGCACACACAACCUUUGUUACUGGCACGCAGCCAACGCCAUGGCAACAUCAUCGUUGCUCAUGUGAAAGUGCUCCACAGUUUGUAACAUAGCGAGCUGUACAAAAUAAAUGCGCACUAUUUUUCUGGA